ACUUACUAAAUGUGAGGGGACAAGUAGGGCUAUUCAUUAUUUCUUCACUUGUCGGCACAGCAUUUAUUUAUAGCUUCCAUUCUCAUCAGAGUCAUUGUCUCUCUCUCUCUCUCUCUAGACUCUGUUCUCUCUCUCUCUCUCUAAAUUGGAGAAAAUAUCAAUCUAUCAAUGGGUUCGGCUGUGGAGCAAAUGGGUACAGUGAUGGAGUCUACAGGGGUUGAGAGUGCAAGUGGGGAACAAGAAAUGUUGGAAAGCAAUGAGAUUGAGCUCACCAAAAUCGGAAUCAUGAGAGCCUUUAUCCAAACUCAAAAUCCCUCUGCAAAGGAAGUAGAUGAUUUGAUGAUCAGGAGAUUUCUGCGAGCUCGUGAUCUAGAUGUUGAAAAGGCUUCCAGCCUUCUUCUAAAGUACCUAAGCUGGAGGCGAGCAUUUGUUCCUAACGGCUCCAUUUCUGCGUCACAGAUUUCAAAUCAACUUGCAGAUAAAAAGAUUUUUAUGCAAGGAGUGGAUAAGAUGGAACGACCCAUAGUAGUUGCCUUUGGUUCCAAACAUAAACCUACCAAAGGGAACCUAGAGGAAAUUAAGCGUUUUGCGGUUUAUGCUCUUGACAAAAUUUGUGCAAGAAUGCCGAGAGGACAGGAAAAGUUUAUCGGUGUUGUAGAGCUUGAAGGAUGGGGAUAUUCUAAUAGUGACAUUCGCGGAUAUCUUGCAGCUCUAUCCAUCUUGCAGGAUUGUUACCCAGAGAGGCUAGGCAAGAUAUUUAUAGUCCACGCGCCUUACAUGUUUAUGACUGCAUGGAAAGCUGUUUACCCUUUCAUCGACAACAAAACCAGAAAGAAGAUAAAUUUUGUUGAGAACAAAAAACUGAGACCGACGUUGCUUGGCGACAUUGAUGAGAGCCAACUUCCAGAUAUAUAUGGAGGCAAACUACCAUUAGUUCCAAUCCAGGACUGUUGAUAACUUUUGUGCUAUACUACUGCUAGCUUAGAUUUGAUAGUUAGAUAUCACAUUCAUGUAUCAAAGCAGGCAUUGUUCUACCAUCUGCCUCCAGGAUGUUUACCAUUACUGAACACGCCACCAUUUAUUCUUCUUAAUCACACGUUGUGUGAAAAUGCAUCUGAUUGAACCACAUUAGCGUUUAGAAUGCAGCAC
Cornus florida is the source of this 1149-nucleotide messenger RNA. RefSeq lists its product as uncharacterized. Bases 169 to 954 code for a protein of 261 amino acids. NCBI's taxonomy places the organism in Eukaryota, Viridiplantae, Streptophyta, Magnoliopsida, Cornales, Cornaceae. The record is from RefSeq and is a predicted model, not a curated record. The transcript is spliced from 6 exons.